This is a messenger RNA of Lolium rigidum, 1981 nucleotides long. Its product is annotated as FRIGIDA-like protein 4a. The record is from RefSeq and is a predicted model, not a curated record. Bases 1 to 1617 code for a protein of 538 amino acids. The transcript has 4 exons. NCBI's taxonomy places the organism in Eukaryota, Viridiplantae, Streptophyta, Magnoliopsida, Poales, Poaceae.
AUGGCCUCGCCGGCGACCCCGGCGGCGGCGGAGGCUGUCACGGGUGCCGCCGUGAGCGCGGGGUUCGCGGAGCUGGAGCGGCAGCAGCAGCUGCUGGCCAGCUGCACGCGCCUCUACCAGCAGCUCUCCGACCACUUCGCCACGCUCGACCGCGGCCUCGCCGCCCGCUCCGACGCCAUACGCCACAAGCGCCGCGCCGCCGAGGCCCGCACCGCCCGCGCGCUCGACUCCCUCCGCCGCCGCGAGCUCACCGUCGACGCCUCCGUCGACCGCGCGCUCCACCACCUCGACUCCAUCGCCGCCACCUCCUCCGCCGCCUCGCCCCCCGCCGCGGGCCUCGCCGAGGCGCUCAGGGCGCUCUGCGCCAGGAUGGACGCCGCGGCCUUCCUCGGCUUCGUCGCCGCGCGCCGCAAGGAGGGCGACGCGCUGCGGGCCGAGGUGCCGCCCGCGCUCAGCUGCUGCGUCGAUCCGGCCAACUUCGUCAUGGACGCGGUCGCCGACGUCUUCCCGGUGGACCGCCGCGAGAUGAAGAGCCCCGCCGACCUGGCCUGGGCCUGCGUGCUCAUCCUCGAGGCGGCCGUUCCCGCGCUGGCCGAUCCGGACCCGGAGAUCGGGACUGCACGCCCCUUGGUGCCGCGGGCCGCGCGGGAGCGCGCGCGGGGCAUGGCCAGGGAGUGGAAGGAGGCGGUGGAGCUCAAGGGUGGGGUGGAGGGGGCAAAGCCCCCCGACGCGCACGCCUUCCUGCAGCAUGUCGCCACCUUCGCCGUCGCAGAGAGGGAGGACCGACCGCUGUACCGGAGGAUCGUCGUCAGCUUCUCCUGGCGCCGACAGAUGCCACGCCUCGCUCUCGCCCUCGGACUCGACGAUGAGAUGCCUGAUAUUAUUGAGGAGCUCAUUGCCAAGGGCCAGCAGCUUGAUGCUGUGAAUUUCGCAUAUGAGGCUGGACUUCAGGAGAAGUUCCCUCCAGUUCCUCUUCUGAAAUCCUACCUGGAGGACUCGAAGAAGACAUCGCCUACUGUCUCAGAUAACUCAAGCACUAGCAGUGGCCAAUCUGGGAGCAACACGAACAAGAAAGAGCAGUCAGCGCUGCGAGCUGUCAUAAAAUGCAUCGAGGACCGCAAACUAGAGUCUGAGUUUCCACUGGAGGAUCUUCAGAAGCAGCUUGAAGACCUGGAGAAGGCCAAGACUGAGAAGAAAAAGGCAUCCUCAAGCGCUUCCAGCGGUGGUACCAGUGAACCUGCCAACAAGCGCAUCCGGGCGAGCAACGGAGGCCCAAUGCCUCCUGCUAAGGCAGGUCGCCUCACUAACAACACGUCUGUGUCUUCCUUCCCAGUCGCCACUGCAUUUGUUCGCUCCCCCUCGCAAACAUCAUACGCCACACCCUCCUCCUACCCUUAUGAUAGGCAGCCCACGCAUGGCCUCUACUGUAACCGGAGCCCUCCGGCGAUCAGAGAGCCAUAUGUCUACCCAGCCAACGAGGUACCCAGUGUCGGGUUUGGAGUGCCAUACUCAUCCCCUCCCAUGACCUACCCUGCCACAUAUGGCGGAUACAGCAAUGGUUUGCCAGCUUACAACAAUGGAAUGGCCCCAGCCUUCCACCAGGCUUACUACCGGUAGGAUCAGUCAGGAAACGUCGCUGAUGAAUGACAUGACAAUAACCAAUAUGAUGUCGACGACUCAUUACGGCAAUGGCCUUAUUUUGUAGCGACUGACUACAACAGUAGGCUGGUACCUCAUCUCAGUUCUCAUAUGUUCUUACCACUACUACUACUAAAUGCUUUGUCUUAGUCCUCUCCUGUUAGAACACUACUUUGUACUACUAAGAAAUCUGGAUGUAAAUUAUGUGUUCCGUCCACGAGACUUACCGCCUUAUGUAAUCCUGUCCCUAUUCAGGAACAAGGGAAAAAACCUUAAAAAAAAUAUCGUGUAAUUCUUCAGUACUUGAUCAAUCUUGUGCUUAAUCAAAUCAAUUUCAGUUUUA